UCCACAUGACUGCAUUCACAUGACUUGGUGAUCUUUAUGUAAUCAUGUAACCCUAGCCGAACAAAACUAUAUGGUGGUUUGUUCAUCAUUGUCUUGAUUUCUCUUUCUGCAGUGAAUACAUCAUUUAAUGAGGAUCCUAUCCAGGAGCUGGAGCAAUGGAUUGAUAAGUACACUGUUCAGCUUCCUCCACUGACCAGCUUUAUUCUGCCUUCUGGAGGAAAGGCCAGUGCAUCUCUACAUGUGGCCCGAGCAGUGUGUCGGAGAGCAGAGCGAGUAACUUUCAAGCUACUGCAAACAGGGGAAGUGGAUUCAAAUGUUGGAAAAUACUUGAACAGAUAUAAAAGUGAACUUGAAGUAUGUUCUUUGCUAUUAGCAAGUAUACCUUAGAUUUACACUGCUACAAUUAAAAGCUUUACAAAAAAAAGUUCUGUAUUCAUUAUGUACAUAGAGAUAGACCAGAAGGCUCAUUAUCCUAACUGGUACUCUAUACACCUUAAUACACAAGAUUUGUGGGGAAAAAAAUAUAUUAUAUAUAUAUAUAUAUAUCUAUCUCAAACAAAAAAAAUAUUUAGGGUAUAGUUAUGAGAUGACCUAUGGAUAUUAUUGACUUUCACUAUGGUACACACUAUAUAAAUCACUAUUGUUCUGCGAUUUAUAUUAUGGAGAUAUUGUCUGUAUUUUUUACUUGUUUUUAUGUCUAUAUAUUUUUUAAUUGAAUGAUUAUCACUUGUUUUGCCACUAUGUAUUCUGGGUAUAUAUACCCUUGUAUGACACCUUGCUUUAUGCUUGAUAAAGACCGCAUUGAGCGGUUGAAACGUUGCAGAGGGGAAUAAAAGAUCCACUAUUUUUUUCACUUUACGUCUGGAGUGCUGCCUCAUCCUUUUGAAUUUAUAUCUACAGUUAGCCGUUUGAGCCUGCGGCUGUGAGGAUUUUUGCACCCUUUCCUUUGGUCUUGUGCUGCUGUGUAUUAUUUUGUUUGCUGAUUAUCUGGACUCGCCCAGCUUGCACCGAAUUUUAGCUGUGUCCACAGAAUCACCAGCAUGGAUCUCCCCGAUGUUUUUACGUAUACCAGGGCUGAUGAGGAAAUAAUCUUACAGGGUCUGGUGAGUGAGCCUCUAUUUUUGUCCGCUCCUACCUUGAUUGACUUAAAAAGAUGCUAUGAGGCUGAUGCUAAGAAGAUUGCGUCCACUGAUCUACAUUUAAUGACCCUUGGUCAGUACUUCAAGGAUCAUAGAAUCCCUAGAGCGAUCAGUUCACAACUUAAGCCUAAUCCAUUUCCCACUGAAUCAGUCUUUGCUCAACUUGGAGUAUCUGCAGCAUGAAUUGGCUGUAAGCAGGACUCGGCAAUCUGAAACCAGGUUAGCCCUACAAAAUUUAUGACGAUAGCUGUAUGGGACAUGUGUCUAAAUUUAUUAAAGACCAGGAAGCUACAAAAAGGAAAAAAUGGCAGCGGGAUGCUGAUGACUACGCUAAGGGAAAAAUCUAUACGUGGCAGAUUGAAGGGCCAAAGAAACAGAUGUCCUCAUACCGGCCGGUUAAUAGGAAAUAUCAGCAAUCUGGACAUUCUGGAUCUACAGCCACCUUUGAUUCACCUCCCACUCAGUCUUUUUUUUAGAGAUGGGUUCAAUGUCAGUAAAAGAACUAGAUAAAAGAACCAGACGGGGUGGCACAAGACAUCACAGAUGGAUGAAAUCCCAAAUCCCCAAAACUGACAAAACCAAUGGUGCGACGCAAGAAGGGCAACCAGACCUAAUGAAUAGUGCAUCUGAUUGUAAAUCCACUGUGGUAAAUAUUUCUUCUGUAUCCCUGUCUGAUAUGCAAAUUAAUGUGCUCUCCAAGGCCCUGUCAUUUUGUCCCUCUACCAAAGUUGAUUGGUUUCAGUUGGAGGUCGAUCUGCAGCGCCUGUAUAGGAAUAUCGAACUUAAGGUUUGGUUUACAGAUCGGCCCCCUUCAGACCAAUCGACUGGCACAUUGACACAUACUGAGUUAAAACUGAGGUAAUUUGGGCUUUUUACUAAAAGUGAUUUUUCACCGCACAGUAAUUUACCUGUACUUGAUACCUGAAGGCUAUUUCUGUGGACAUAGCUACUUUACAUAAUGAGGUUGUUGAUACGCCUCUGAAACAUCCUAACAUGACUACCUCUGACGUUGCAAUACUUGAGGGACUGUGCCAUGACAACAGCCUCACUAUCAAACCUGCCGAUAAGGGGGGUGCGGUUGUUGUCAUGUACACUCUCAAGUACAUUCAGGAGAUUAGGAGGCAAUUGAGUGAUCAGAAUGUAUACAAGGUAUUAGCAGGUGACCCAAGAUUUGACAUCGCUCGAUGUAUCAAGAAGGUCCUUGACGUCGCUCUGUGUCAGGACAUUAUUGAUGAUGAGCUCUAUUCUUUCUUGAUUAUAUCACAGCCACAUACACCUGUCAAUUGUCAUAUAUGUGUUACCAGAAAUUCACAAAUCAAUGGUUGACCCUCCAGGUCGGCCUAUUGUUGCUGGUACCGGAUCCAUUUUUUCUAAUAUUUCCAUUUUUUGGGAUCGUCUACUUCGCCAAUAUGCAGUCAGUGCCAGAUCCUACAUUAGGGACACAGGAGAUUUUCUUGACAAAAUCUCUGGAAUCACAUUGCCUGAUGGUUGUCUCAUGGCUUCCUUUGACGUCACAAGUUUAUAUACUUCCAUCGAUCACACUAGGGGGGUAUCUGCUGUCCGGAGACAACUAUCGGGCAGUGAAUACUCCUUGGAUUGUCAGGAUUUCAUUGUCCAACUGUUGGAUCUGGUUCUGAAGAACAAUUAUUUUUUGUUUAUGGAAAGUUUUCUCCUGCAGUUAAGAGGGACCGCCAUGGGGUCUAAUGUGGCGCCCACUUACGCCAAUGUCUUCAUGGCGGUCCUCGAGGAGGACCUUGUCUAUGUAUCCCACCACUUCAGUCAUGUACUGGGGUGGUGGCGGUACAUAGACGAUGUCUUCCUAAUCUGGAAUGGUGACUCAACUUCUUUGGAGUCAUUUCACAAUUUUAAAUUGGAUCCGGAGAUUGCAUUUACCUUGACAUAUUCUGACACUCAUGUACAAUUCCUCGACACUACUGUCUCUGUGGUUGGUGACAAAUUAUCCACUGAUAUCUUCACUAAGCCUACUGAUUGCAACACUUUGUUGCACUAUAAUAGUUGCCAUCCCAGAUCCACUAUUGACUCAUUACCGUACAGCCAGCUUCUUAGGGUCAAAAGGGUAGUACAGGAUGCGGAAAUGCUACCUACUCGGUAUGCACAGAUGGUGCGCAAGUUUAGAGAGCGAGGUUACCCCCAUCAGGUGAUCGAUAAACAUCUCAAUAAGGUUAGGGGAACACAACAGGUGUUACCUGGCAUUACACAUAACAAAGUGGAGAGGAUUCCAUUCAUUUCCACAUAUUUAGAACAAAGUGGAAUAGUUGCCAAAAUUAUCCGCAAACAUUGGUCUAUAUUGAAGAGUAAUCUUCUUAACAUUGCAGCGUUCACUGUUCCUCCCCUGUUCUCAUAUAAGCGCACCACCAAUUUUCGUGAUAAAUUGGUUCGGGCAGACAUUCCAGCUAAAGGUUUGAUACAAACUUACAUUGGGCCACGGAGGAAGGGAUGCUACCCUUGCCUUGGUUGUGUGAACUGUUCAUACAUGAUCAAGGGGGAUAGAUUUAUCCACCCUGUAACGGGAACCCACUAUGACAUUGGUCAUUAUUUAACAUGUGACAGCUCUUAUGUUGUUUAUGUACUCUCCUGUAUGUUGGGGAGACCACAUGUGACAUGAAGACACGUUUAAACAACCAUCGUUUUUCGAUUAGACGUAAGAGGAAAGACUUGCCAGUCCCAAAACAUUUUGUCAAAGCAAAUCACAAGGAGAAGGAUCUUAAAUUUAUGAUACUAGACCAGAUCAAUUUGUCUAGGAAGGGAGGUGAUAGGACACUGGCUCUCAAACAGAGAGAGCUACGAUGGAACACUCUGAGACCAAUUGGACUCAAUGUUGAUUUUAAAUGGAGUGUGAUGUAAGAUGGGGCUCCUCAUUAUUCGCUGUGUUCUUUACUUGUUGUGACCUGUAUGUGACAGAUCAAUAGGUGUCAUUCACUUCAUGAUUUAUUAUGACAACUGGUUUUACAGUUAUUUUCAACCCUAUUUUUUCUCUUUUUCCUCUUUUUAGAUUGUCUCCAUCAAUGCUUUUGCAGCGGUAUUGGCAGAUGCGGAAAUCUACGUCUCUCCUUAUAUUUCUCGGGAUUGAGGGGAUUCAUGGGGCACAAAUAUUAAUUAUUGCCAAUUAUGCUGGUCGACUGUAUAGGGCUCUUGUUUAAUGAGUGGUGGUCUAUACCUGGCUAAUUCUAGAGUUUAGGGGAGAUAUUGGGUGUUGAGGUUUUUUGGGCAUAGACGUGUCCUUGACCUCGGACCCGUUGUGGGCCUACGGUUAUGUUCAUGGAAAUUAUAUAGCCUGUGGCCUCGCCCCCACUUCUUUCUCUCUAUACGUAUGGCACCUAUCCUGAAAAGUUUUUUUCUGGGUGCAUACAUACUUUAUGUACCACGAUCGCUCUUGUCCUUAGCCUGAGUACAGCGACCGUCUGGGUGUCUUUAUACAUCUAAUUGUGUGUUUCUAACUUUGACAUCCAUCUUACUGGUCUUGAUUUCUCCCACUCCCUGUUUGUCCUGGCUGCUCUUGUCCUUUCUCUCUGGCUUGGACGCGGUUUGCCUGCGGUCGGUGGCCUGUGGUUGCUGGGGCAACAACGCCAGUAUCGCUGGCGCUGUUGGCCCAUCGACGCUUGCCCCUCACCACCGCCCUCUGACUGGUCUCGCGAUGGGUGCAUGGGUCAUGUGGGUGAUCAGGUGAUCGUUCACGUAGCCCGUGUGACGUCUCUUGGCUAAGUUUGUUUGGGCGGCGUUGCUAGGUUUUGGGACAUGCGCAGUUGGUCAUGGAGGACGUGGAAUUUGAGGCCGUAAUCCUGUCACCGCUGAGUGAGGUUUUUUUAAUUUUAGUAAUCAUGAUUACUGGUAACACGUAUUCACAGGUGGUGUAUCACUGAUUUAAUGAGCCCUAUUUACACAAUUUAGGGUAUAGUUAUGAGAUGACUAUGGAUAUUAUUGACUUUCACUAUGGUACACACUGUGUAAAUCACUAUUGUUCUGCAAUUUAUAUUAUGGAGAUAUUCAGUAUUUUUGACUUGUUUUUAGGUCUAUACAUUUUUUUAAUUGAAUGAUUAUCACUUGUUUUGCCACUAUGUAUUCUGGGUAUAUAUACCCUUGUAUUACACCUUGCUUUAUGCUUGUUAAAGACCGCAUUGAGCGGUUGAAACGUUGCAGAGGGGA
Bufo gargarizans (Asiatic toad) is the source of this 5303-nucleotide messenger RNA. RefSeq lists its product as uncharacterized. The coding region runs from base 2458 to 3765 and encodes 435 amino acids. Lineage: Eukaryota; Metazoa; Chordata; Amphibia; Anura; Bufonidae. The record is from RefSeq and is a predicted model, not a curated record. The transcript has 3 exons.